Messenger RNA from Glycine soja, 1260 nucleotides. RefSeq names its product phosphatidylinositol transfer protein 3-like. The coding region runs from base 205 to 999 and encodes 264 amino acids. Lineage: Eukaryota; Viridiplantae; Streptophyta; Magnoliopsida; Fabales; Fabaceae. The record is from RefSeq and is a predicted model, not a curated record. The transcript is spliced from 6 exons.
GUUAAUUAAUUGAAGCGCACCUCAAAUCUAACUGGGUAGUUGAACACUCGAAAAACUCCCGUCAAUACGAACCACCAAAGUCACCACCAAAAGGUUAUCAGCAUUUAAUAGCCAAAAAAUAAAAACACAUUUUGCUUGUCAUUGUUAUUAGUCAGAAGCUAGAAAUUCGUGUUGAGUGUUGAGUUGAGGCAGAGAUUCAAGAGAAUGGAGGGUGUGAGCCCCGAGCCCCUGAGAUCAGAAUUGGAUUCCAAAUCCAAACAUGACACAGCAAAAGAAGAUGAUGACGCUUUGAAAGACAGCACUGAAGCCGAAGUCACCAAAAUUCGUCUCAUGAGAGCCUUUGUUGAAAGCCGAGAUCCCUCUUCCAAGGAAGAAAAUGAUUUGAUGAUGAGAAGAUUCUUGCGGGCUCGUAGUUUGGAUGUGGAGAAGGCUUCGGCAAUGUUCCUUAAGUACUUGAAAUGGAAGCGUUCAUUUGUUCCAAAUGGUUGCAUAUCACCGUCAGAGAUUGCCGAAGAUAUUGCACAGGACAAGGUGUUUACGCAAGGACUCGACAAGAAGGGUCGACCUAUAGUUGUUACCUUUGCUGCAAAACAUUUUCAAAGCAAAAAUGGUGCCGAUGGUUUCAAACGGUAUGUGGUGUUUGUUCUUGAGAAGCUUUGUUCAAGGAUGCCACCGGGGCAAGAAAAGUUUCUUGCCAUUGCAGACAUUAAAGGAUGGGCAUACGUAAACAGUGACCUUCGUGGAUACCUUAAUUCUCUAUCCAUUUUGCAGGAUUGCUACCCUGAAAGAUUGGGGAAGAUGCUUAUUGUACACGCACCUUAUAUGUUUAUGAAAAUUUGGAAAAUGAUUUACCCUUUCAUUGAUGAAAAUACCAAGAAAAAGAUCGUAUUCGUGGAGAACAAAAAGCUGAAAUCAACAUUGCUAGAAGAGAUAGAGGAGAGUCAAAUCCCGGAUAUAUACGGAGGCCAAAUGCCAUUAGUUCCUAUCCAGAAUAGCUGAUUAAAAUCAUUGAAAGCCUUUUUGGCCAAUUUAUUUUCUCCAAAUAAUUUCAACUUCUGUACCAGGAGUUAAAUGCAGAUUGGAGUUCUCUAGUUGGUCAGAUUAUCUUAGCAGAUUCACAUAAACUUGAUUAUGCAUUGCUUAAUGCUUAUAUAAAGCAGGCUAUUAUGCAAUAUAUUUUUUAGAAUUCCAAUGCACAUCCUCAAAUUCCAAAACACAAAGUAAAAAAAGAAACAAUUUGCUGCUUAUAAGCUCUACCAA